Molecule: messenger RNA, 1269 nt
Organism: Cucurbita pepo subsp. pepo (vegetable marrow)
Lineage: Eukaryota; Viridiplantae; Streptophyta; Magnoliopsida; Cucurbitales; Cucurbitaceae
Source: RefSeq, a predicted model, not a curated record
CCUGUUUCGUUCACAAGCAGGAAAUAGUUCUCCUCCGAUUUAGGCACCUUCAAAGCCAACAAUGAUGCUCGCAACGCUCAAAGCGGAAGAACAGAGCCAGCAACUUCAGAUUGUAGAGCGCGAAGAUAUUGAGGAUGAAGACGACUUGUUCGAAGCAAUCGAUAAACUGACUUCUCAUGGAAUUAAUGCUGGAGACGUGAAGAAGCUUCAGGAUGCAGGGAUAUACACUUGCAAUGGUUUGAUGAUGCACACGAAGAAGCACUUGACAGGGAUAAAAGGUUUAUCCGAAGCGAAGGUUGAUAAGAUCUGCGAAGCUGCCGAAAAGCUAGUGAAUUUUGGUUAUAUCACUGGAAGCGACGUUCUUCUCAGGAGAAAGUCUGUAGUUCGCAUUACGACUGGAAGCCAGGCUCUCGAUGAACUCUUAGGAGGUGGAAUUGAAACUCUAGCGAUCACGGAAGCUUUUGGAGAAUUCAGGUCCGGGAAAACGCAACUCGCGCAUACUCUAUGCGUCUCUACGCAGCUUCCCACCAACAUGCGGGGAGGGAAUGGAAAGGUUGCAUACAUCGACACUGAAGGCACUUUCCGACCUGAUCGAAUUGUGCCUAUAGCUGAAAGAUUUGGCAUGGACCCGGGAGCUGUGCUAGAUAAUAUCAUAUAUGCUCGUGCCUACACCUACGAACAUCAGCAUAACCUCUUGCUCGGCCUUGCGGCAAAAAUGUCUGAAGAACCGUUUAAACUUCUGAUUGUUGACUCUAUCAUUGCACUUUUUCGAGUGGAUUUCACUGGAAGAGGAGAACUUGCAGAGCGCCAGCAAAAACUGGCGCAGAUGCUGUCCCGAUUAACUAAAAUUGCAGAAGAGUAUAAUGUAGCAGUUUACAUGACCAACCAAGUUGUUGCAGACCCAGGUGGAGGAGUGUUCGUAUCAGACCCAAAAAAACCAGCAGGAGGCCACGUUCUUGCCCAUGCUGCCACGGUAAGACUGAUGUUCAGGAAAGGCAAAGGAGAACAACGCAUCUGUAAGGUGUUUGAUGCUCCUAAUUUGCCAGAGUCUGAAGCUGUUUUUCAGAUAACACCAGGGGGCAUUGCAGAUGCAAAGGAUUGACGUCUCAUGUGGUGCUGGAAAAUUAAAGGAAACACAGGUUGAAAUGUUUUAAACUUUUCAUCUAGUUACUGGAUACAUAUUUUUAUCUUGAAGUGACAGUAUGUAGGACCCUAUGUACAUUGUAUCUUCUAGCAUCCAUAACGUCUUUAGCUACCCCAUAUGCAAUC